UUUUUUUUAUAAAUUACAAAUCAAAGUUAGAUAUUUUUUUUUUUUUUCUUUUUUCAAGUAUUGUUCUAUAAAAUACCCUCUUCUAUAUUUCUUUUUAUUAUUAUUAUCACAUACUCUUCCUUCUCUUCUCUUCCCUAUAUUUCUUUUUAUAAUAUAAAUAUUAAAAUGCCUAUUCCUAUUGAAUUCAAUUCUAUUCGCCGUAUGAGCACAAUCACUGUACCCAAACAAGAUAUUAAUUUUGACGCUUAUGAUUUUCAACUCUGUCAACCACAAACUGAUAUUAAAGGGGCGUUAGAGUCACGCGAACUUGAAGCAUCUUUUUGUCGUGACUUUGCUUGCUGUGGUUUGGUUCUUGAAGACCUUCAUAAUUUAUUACAACAUUAUGAAGAAUGUCAUGUUAGACUUGAAGACGAUGAGAGUAGUUUUUUUGACGAUAGUGAAACUACAAGUUGGUCUUCUAUUGCUUCUUCAUCUGUACCAAGUAGUCCUAUUAUGUUGGACGAAGAGAAUGAUCAAAUUAUUAAUUUGAAAAAAAAGGCAGCUGCUUAUCUUUCUGAUUUAUAUAAUUCAACUUCCCCUGUUUCUGAAGAAGACUUAACCGAUGAACAAGAAGAAGUUGCUGUAACAGAAACAUUAACAACUAAAUCAACUACGACACCAUCGGCUAAAAAAUCUUCAGGAAAGAAGAGAUCUUAUAAUCAAUUAAGUUCACCUCCUAAUGCACUUGAUAUAUUAACUCAAACUGCAGUGAAAAAGAUUGCUCUUGCUUCGGGUGGUGAUAUACCUACACCCUUAUUAACAGAUGAAGAAUUUUUAGCACAAGCUGGAGCCCUGUUAGCUUCCGCCAAUGUAAAUUUGAAUUCUGAUAAACCCUACAAAUGUCCAGUUCGUGGGUGUGACAAAGCUUAUAAAAACCCUAAUGGGUUAAAAUAUCAUAAUCAACAUGGUCAUUGUAAUAUGACAGCUGAUGAAAGUGAGAUCCUGUCUAAACCCUAUCAAUGCACAAUUGGUGGUUGUGGUAAAAGAUAUAAGAACUUGAAUGGGUUAAAAUAUCAUAUUGAACAUUCUCAUAUGGCAGUUUUAAAUCAUACCUUAUCUUCUUUCUUUUCAUCACUUACGGCUAAUGAUGAAUCAUCUCUAUCUUCCUCACAGUCAUCAUCUACCUCGAAUUCUUUCUAAGAAAAAACACUCCCCUCAUAUAUGUAUUUUUUUUUAUUCCUUUGUAUACACAUUUUACGUCCCUUUUCCUCACACAUAUACUCUCUCUCUCUUUCCCUCCUACAUACAUAUAUACAUACAUAUAUUCAUAUAUAGAUAUGUCGCAUUUUCGCUUUUUGUAUUAAUAUUUACAUGUUCAAUAUCAUGACUAUAACUUAUUGUUUCGGUUUUUUUUUAUAUUGUUUAUAUACAUUUUUUAAAUAAAUGAAUUUAUUUAUUACAAAGCA
Molecule: messenger RNA, 1445 nt
Organism: Cokeromyces recurvatus
Lineage: Eukaryota; Fungi; Mucoromycota; Mucoromycetes; Mucorales; Mucoraceae
Exons: 2
Coding region: 166-1179 (337 amino acids)
Cellular component (GO): nucleus
Source: RefSeq, a predicted model, not a curated record